Didymodactylos carnosus is the source of this 3402-nucleotide messenger RNA. The record is from the annotation of a GenBank genome assembly. Lineage: Eukaryota; Metazoa; Rotifera; Eurotatoria; Philodinida; Philodinidae.
AUGGUAGAUGAUAAUGACAUUCGGAUAAUUGUCGAUUGUAAACAAGAGACGGGAACAAUGUUAAGUUCUACUAAUCAUGAUUACAAUUAUGUUGAAUUAGAAGAUAUAACAGAUGAUGAAUACCAAAUCGAUGAAAAACCACAUCAGAAAUUCUUAAUAACAUCCACUCGAACAAUAUCUGUUCCUAACAUUGAUAAUAAUUAUGAUAUUGAAAUUAAGAAUGUAAAUCAGGAGAAAGAAAAUUCAAGUAUAUCAGAAUUAUUAGAAGCGAACAGAACAACAGCUAAUAAUAAUUACAACGAUAUAUUAUCAACAGUAAAAAAUGAUUUUAAUGUCAAACAAAUACCAACACAAAACAUGUCUUUGAAUAAAAAUAACAAUGUGAAAAAUAUUCUCGAGACAAUUUCAUCACCUUUAAAUAACAGUACAAUAAAAAAUAGUGAAAAUAAUAUCUUAUCAACGUCUAUUGAGACAAAUGGAGCAAUUAAAUUUCAAAAAUUAACGACAGAAAAUAAUUUCGUUCAAUUUAUGACCAAUGAAGUAAUUACAAAUAUGAAGUUGGAUAAUAUUAAUUCAUUACAUAAACGAAUGAUACCAGAACUAAAUUUAUCUAAUUCUUCUCCAUUAAUUGAAACAUCAGAUAUCACCGGUGUUAAAGAUAAUAAUGAUCUGAGAGAAAUAUCGGAUGAAGAUUGUUUAAGAGAACUUGAUGAGAAUGAUAUGAACGAUGAAUUUAUUUUAUUAUCUUAUACAACACAAAAUGAUCAAGAAGAUGAUUCGAGUGACAAUAAUGUAAAUAGUCAUACUUUAACGUCACAUAAUCGAUUAUACACAUUCUCACGUCCGGGAAACGAUAAACAUUUGAUGAAACAACAAUCAAUAACAAGUGGAACGACAAACAAUAAACAGGAGGUCAUGUCGUCAUCUCAUGCACAACAACAAUUAAUAGAUGAAGAUGUACUAGAUUUGACUCAUAAUCGAACAUCUCUGAUAGAAACUACAACAAAUAGUCAAUCGAUAAAUAUGACAGAAACAAAACAACAAUCUGAAACAUUACAAGAUGAUUUAUUAUUACGUAAUUUUACGUUUAAUCCUUCGUAUUUAAAUAUGCGUCGAUGUCAUUCAGAAACAGAGAAAAAUGACGAUACAGUUGUUGUAAUUAAUGAUAAAAAUGAUCAUCAAGAUUUUUUUCCACGUUAUCGUUCGAAAAUUCGUCGACGACAAUAUUUAAUUGGUACCUAUUAUGAUGGUUAUCGAAGUGGUAAUUGGGCAUUAGGAUUAUCCGUUUCUUGGCUUCUCAGCCCACAUCGUCAUCCACAACUGAAUCCAAAUUCUGUUGACAGAGUGAAUUGGUUAAAUUUAUGUUCAGCAACAAACGAAAGAAAAUCGGUUAAAAAUCUAUUAAAUAACGAUGAAUCAAAGCCAAUUGUUACACCAUUUGAACAAAAUAAAUCGUUAAUUAAAACGAAAGUAUUAGAUGAAAAUCUCGUUAAUGAGUUGAGACGUUUUUUGACAUUUGGAAAUAAAGAUAAUCUAUCAAUUAACAGAAGAACAUUAUAUUCAGAACACGAAACAAUAGAUGAUGAUCAACGUUGGCAAUGGGGUUCGAAACCAACACGAUCCAUUUUAAAAAGUUUACAAGAAGUGCCAUCUCCAACGAAACAUACGUCAUUACCCAUUAAAUAUGAAUCUAAUGAUUACGAAGAAAAUACAAUUCAUCAUCACAGAACGACUGAAAAACGCAUUUAUAAAAAGAAUAUCAUCGAACUGGCUAAUGAUGACGAAUAUUCACAUUUUCAUUAUAAUGGAAUUUACCUUCCAGAAAUUCGACAUGAUUCGGGUUAUUCGAGCCAGUAUGAACGAUCUCAUUUACAACAAAUAAAACUUGAGAUUCCCCAUAAUUAUAAUGAAUAUUUAACAACAUUUGAAUUUGAUCGAUUUGCCGAUUUUACACCAACCCCGACAACAUCAUUAAAUAUCGAUAGCGAUUUUCUUGAACCAAUUGUCACCGAUCCGCAUUUAUUAAAAAAUCUUUCACCUAUCGUCAGUCCAUCAUCUGUUUACUAUUCUAAACCGCUUCCAUUCAUAUCAUCAAAAACGAUGUUAAACGAAAAGCUAGUCAUACGUGAUAAUAAUAAUAAUAAUAAUAAUAAUAAUAAUACAAACGUUCACCCACUAUUAGAAAAUGAGUUUGAUAUGCCUCUACUUAACCUACCACCACCCGUGCCCGAUCGAUCAUUAAAGCCCGCUCAUCUUAGACCGAAACCCGGUCGUCUAAUUGAAAUACCUACACGUAAACAUCAAAUACGACAAACAUCCUCCGAUGGAGUAUCCACAUGGUCUGUUACAUCAUCUAUAUUAACGAACAAUAUAACUUCGUCCAUUGAUGACAGCAGUUUUCGAACAUCGACACCACAACAAAGUGAAAACCAGUUUGAACGAUAUAAUACACUACGAAAAUUAUUAACAACAACAGCAGACUCUAAUCCGCCUACACCCACUCCUAAUUCAUCUGAUUUGGGAACCACUAGCAUUGUUUCACAUAUAAUUUCGCAUACACCAAUAGCUCCAAAACCUCGUCAAAGUCUGUUAAAUAAACAGAACGCAUUUCUGACCGAUAAUACGAAUUCAUCUGCAACAUUAAUCUAUAGUAUUCCGAAAAGAACGCAAAAUAACAGCAAUUUAUCUCACCCAAUCGACGCUAUUGCCAAUGCAUCACUACUUGACAGUACGGACGUAAAUUGGAAAAGAGAUAGUUCAACGUCAUUCAAGAAAUCUGAUAUAUUAACAACAAUUAGUAAUUCAUUAACACAACAAGAUACGCUAGUUAAUAGUCAACGGUUAUAUAGUAGUCGACAUUAUUGUGGUGGGCUAACAGCUGAUGAUAAUAAUAAAUUAACAAUGUCUUCGAAUAGAAAAUUAUCUGAUGAAUUAAAACCAACAAUAAUUACGUAUCAAGAAAAACCCUAUUAUUCAUCACAACAAACGCGAUCAUCUUAUGAGAAUCGACGUAAAGCAAAUGCAUUUGCUUGCUUAUCAAAUGUGAGUUCAACAUCAUCUGAAAAAUUGAAUUCAUCAAGGAAACGUUCAAUAGAUAAUGAUUUUCAACAACCGUUUGAUGAGGCGACAAAUGGUUUAGCAAUUCGUUUUUCGAUUAAUGAAAUUACCACAGAAGAAAAUAAAAAACCAGUUUUACGUCACACAAGAUCGAAUGAUCAACAAUCGAAUCCAAGUGUACUAACAUUUGAAAAACAAAAAUCACUUAAUGGAAGUGUAAAAAGACGUUCUCAACCAUCAAAUUCUAUCAAUUCAAAAUCUCGACUAAUCAGAAAUCAAAGUCCAGAAAGAUUUCGCAAUAAAAAGGAUUCACGUCGAUCGUCGUAUUAUGAAACAUCUGUUUAA